Brassicogethes aeneus is the source of this 381-nucleotide messenger RNA. NCBI's taxonomy places the organism in Eukaryota, Metazoa, Arthropoda, Insecta, Coleoptera, Nitidulidae. The record is from the annotation of a GenBank genome assembly.
AUGAAUUUUGCAAAAACAAUAACUUCCCUAUUAACACCCUUGUGCACGAGCCAAAACCUCCAACAAAUCAGAACAAAAUGGGUUAACCGAUGGAUGAUCAGAGACGUAAAAAGAAGAAAAUUAGCCACCGAAAUGGCCCCCGAAAGACUCCGUAUCAACUCUCUAAGAAGAAACAACAUACUACCCCCAGAAUUAAGGGAAAUUGCCGACACGGAAAUAGCUGCAAUGCCAAGAGAUUCAUGCUUGUCGAGAAUCAACAAGCGAUGUGUUAUAACAUCAAGACCCAGAGGUGUAGUGGACAGAUUUAGGAUGAGCAGAAUCGUGUUUAGACAUUUAGCAGAUUAUAAUAAAUUGUCUGGUGUACAAAGAGCUAUGUGGUAA